Messenger RNA from Salvia miltiorrhiza (redroot sage), 1347 nucleotides. RefSeq names its product tetraspanin-3-like. Gene Ontology annotation, biological process: auxin-activated signaling pathway. NCBI's taxonomy places the organism in Eukaryota, Viridiplantae, Streptophyta, Magnoliopsida, Lamiales, Lamiaceae. The coding region runs from base 340 to 1203 and encodes 287 amino acids. Gene Ontology annotation, cellular component: plasma membrane; plasmodesma. The record is from RefSeq and is a predicted model, not a curated record. The transcript is spliced from 2 exons.
UUGAAUUUUUUUUCCACAUAAAGCUUCCAAAAACACCAACGAAAAUACAAAGAACAGAAAGAAGAUGGCAACAUCUUGAGAAGGGGCAAUAAAGUCAAUUACACCAAAAUCAAUCACAACCUCGCUUACAAUUCACAAAUCACAAUAAAAAUAUCCACUCCAAUUUCCUAAAUCCAAUAAUUUCUCCAAACCCCAUUACGCCAUUUAUUGACAGCUUCAUUCAUUACAAAAGGAAGAAUUUAAUUUUUUAAAAAGAGAAAAGCUCCCAAGUCCCAACUCCCUCUUCAAACAACUUCAAACUCCUCCACCGCCACCGCCACCGCCACCGCCACCACCGCGAUGAGAACGAGCAACCACCUAAUCGGGUUCCUGAACUUCCUGACGUUCCUGCUGUCAAUCCCGAUUCUGGGCGGAGGCAUCUGGCUGAGCACCCGCGCCAACAACACCGACUGCGUGAAGUUCCUGCAGUGGCCCAUCAUCAUCAUCGGCGUCGCCAUCAUGGUGGUCUCGCUCGCGGGUUUCGCCGGCUCCUGCUACCGCAACAACUUCCUCAUGUACCUCUACCUCUGGGCCAUGUUCUUCAUCAUCGCCGCCCUCAUCGGCUUCAUCGUCUUCGCCUACGCCGUCACCGGCAAGGGCUCCGGCCAGCCCGUCAUGAACCGCGCCUACCUCGACUACUCCCUCCACGACUACUCCGGCACCUGGCUCGCCGACCGCGUCACCAGCCGCUCCUACUGGUCCAACAUUCGCUCCUGCAUCAGAGAUUCCCAUGUUUGCGGCAAGAUGGCCAGGAACGUCAAUGGAGUCCCUGAAACUGCCGACAACUUUUACCGCAGAAAACUUUCCCCUAUUCAGUCUGGAUGCUGCAAGCCUCCCACAUCAUGCGGCUACGUAUACAUGAACGAGACGUAUUGGGCGCCCGGAGCAGGGCUCAUGGGGACUGAUCCCGACUGUUUGAGGUGGAACUACAACGAUCAGGAGCAGCUCUGCUACGACUGCGACUCCUGCAAGGCGGGUGUGCUAGCGAGCUUGAAGAAGAGCUGGAGGAAGGUCUCCGUCAUCAACAUUGUCAUACUCAUCAUCCUCGUCAUAGUGUACUGCGUCGCCUGUGCGGCCUUCAGGCACAACAAACGUAUCGACAACGACGAGCCCUAUGGAGAGACCCGGAUGGAGAAGUCGCAGCCGAGCAGGAUACACUUCUGAUUGAGGCACAAGGUGAAUAUCUAAGAUUUUCAAGAAAUUAAACAGUGUGGGAUUUUCUGUUUCAUUUUUCAGUGUUUAGUAGAUGAUGGGAAAUGACUUGGUAGUUCUGUUUUGAAAGGAAAUAUCUUGUAUAUUUUUGUAUUA